Messenger RNA from Dreissena polymorpha, 3967 nucleotides. Its product is annotated as receptor-type tyrosine-protein phosphatase kappa-like. The record is from RefSeq and is a predicted model, not a curated record. Gene Ontology annotation, biological process: protein dephosphorylation. NCBI's taxonomy places the organism in Eukaryota, Metazoa, Mollusca, Bivalvia, Myida, Dreissenidae. The coding region runs from base 51 to 3275 and encodes 1074 amino acids. The transcript has 20 exons. Gene Ontology annotation, molecular function: protein tyrosine phosphatase activity.
GAUGUCUAAACGGAUUAUGUGACAAGCAAUCCGGUGCGUGUUCACCGUGCAUGGGCGGGUACCGUGAUUAUAACUGCGCACCCAAUUGCUCAGAGGGAUGUAUUGACAAGUUAUGUCACCAAGACAAUGCUACGUGUACGAUCGGAUGUAAAUUCGGAUAUUCCAGAGCAUAUUGCUGUCAGCCAGGUAUGUUUGGAUGGUCGUGUGAGAUCAACUGUCCCACAAACUGUGCUACAUGUACAUCAUUGACGGAAUGUCAAACUUGUAAAGAGGGAUUUUAUGGAUUACAAUGUAACAAAACUUGUCCUGAAAAAUGCUUGACAUGUUACAAUGAUGGCACAUGUGUAACAUGCAAAGACGGAUUUUCGAGGCCCGAUACAAACUGUCAGUGUUUAGGUACACUGUGUACGUCUCCUGAGUGCACAUCUUGUGCGAAUUCUACUUACUAUGCAGAAGGCUCUACAUGUUGUCCAUGCAGCAUUAAUUGUAAACAUGGCACAUGCACAUCAGCUGAUCAAUGCACAGACGGAUGUGAAGAUGGCUUGUUCGGACCCAAGUGUGAGUUCAAAUGUACACAGAUCGACAUACACUGCCAUGUGUGUAUUGGUGAUACCCUUAAGUCAUAUUUUUGUAAAAGCUGUACGGAUGGAUAUUAUCCUGAUACAAACCGAACAUGUAUUCAAUGUUCAAGAUUUUGUGCGGAAGGUAAGUGUAAUAAUUAUAAUGGACAUUGUGAAAAGGGCUGCAACAAUGGUUUCUGGAAUCGAAUAUGCGACCGAAAUUGCAGUGAAAAGUGUACAGUAUGCAACCAGGACAGUGGCGAUUGUUUGAGUUGCUCACUUACAAAUGUGUUCGGAUCAAACUGCGAUAAACCAUGUAGUACAACGUGUAUUAAUGCAUCAUGCCAUAUGAAUGGGACUUGUACACGCGGCUGCAUUUCUGAUUACUAUGGCCCAUCCUGUGAGCAGUCAUGUCCUACCAAUUGUGCCAGUGGUGGAAACGGAACACGAUGUACCCAUGCAACAGGUGUGUGUCUUUACGGCUGCAACGAAGGAUUUAAAGGAAACGGCUGCAUGGAAGCCCUCAAGUUAGACAAAAGUAAAGAUACAGUGCCAGUAGCAGCAAUUGGAGGAGGCGUUUCAGCUGUCGUAAUAGUUGCUCUUGUGGUGGUCAUUGGAUUAUUUAUCUGCUUUCGUAGAAGAUCUCAUGCACCAAAGAAUGAAACCAUCUCAGUAGAAUCAAACAAUGCAAGCAACUCGUCUGCACCAGUGUAUGCAAUAGUCACACGCAGAGAGCAUCCAGUUUCGGUGUAUGAAAACACGUCAUCUGUCAAAGCAAAUAACACGACAGUUCAAGUGCACAACCCUGGUUACACAAAAAGUCGUCUUGAGCCGGUCUCCUCUAGUGAUGGUACUUCAAUAACAACAGAAGACAGUUUAGAAAUCGAUGAAUGGGACAGUAUCGCUCGCAAUAAUGCGGUCAUAUUCGAAGAAAACGGAGGGGUGUACUACAACAACAGCGAGAAAAUAAAGACUCUGAAAAUAUCAGUUGCAGAACUGAAUACAUUUGUGAUGUCAAAAAAUGUGGACUUCUUCAAGAAAGAGUUUGAGAAACUUCCAUACGGGCUUCUUAAAGAGUACCGGGUUUCGCAAAUGAAGGCCAACAUUGGCAAGAACAGAUACAAGGGCGUUUAUCCUUAUGACGACUACAGGGUAAAGGUUCGAGGUGGAGACACCGACUAUAUCAACGCUAGUUUCAUUGACGGUUACAAAAGGCGAAAGGAAUACAUCGCAACAUUGGGUCCCAUGUCUAAACAACUUGGCAAUUUUGCGACUUUCUGGAGAAUGGUAUGGCAACAGAACGUGGAGAAAAUCGUUAUGGUCACAAAUCUGGUAGAGGAAGGGAAAGACAAGUGCGAGAAGUACUGGUCCAGUGUUGAUGCCCCUCAGAUGUACGAUGAUAUUCAAGUGUCAUGUCAGAGUGAAGACGAAUAUGCCGAAUUUACACGACGAACGUUUUAUGUUAUUAAGGACAGACAAACGCGGACUUUGACUCAGUUACAUUUCACAUCUUGGCCAGAUAAAGAUGUUCCAGAAGACGUUACCUCAAUCAUCGAGUUCAGACAGAAUGUCUUACGUGCUCCGGCGACACUUGAAGGACCCACAAUCGUGCACUGCAGUGCAGGCAUAGGGCGCACAGGUACGUACAUUGCUAUCGAUAUUCUCACAAAAGAGGGAGAAGCAGAAGGAGCUGUAGAUAUUCCUGGCUGUGUAUUGAACAUGAGACAAAACAGGCCCAAUAUGGUGCAGACAGCGGGACAGUACGCCUAUCUUCACCAUGCUGUUGUCCACUCGCUCACAUUUGACUGCAAGGCAGUGGCCAUUAAAGAGUUCCAAUUGUACAUGGACUCAACAUCAAAGGAUAAAAUCAGGAACAUAUUUCACCAAUUUCAAGAGACAGCGUCGUGCGAGUCAUCGGAUGAAACCGAAGCAGUUGCGAGAAACGCAAAACGUACUGACAAGAACAGAGAGGGAGCUGAUGCCCCAGGUGAUGAGUAUCGCCCAAAGUUAUUCCUAAAUCGUAAACCAGGUUCCACAGAUUAUAUAAAUGCAGUUUUUGUGAACAGUUUCCAACAACAACAAAAAUACAUCCUUGCACAAACUCCUUUACCAAACACUGUUGUCGAUUUUCUCGCAUUGCUUGUCCAAACAAAUUGUGCGUGUAUUGUCAACUUUGAAUCAGCAAACAUGAACGCUAGGGACAUCGGUGUGUACUUACCUGCGGAUAAUCAGAUGUUGAAGAAUGGAAUAUUCAGCGUCCGUUGUUCGAAGACAGAUGCAAAUGAAUACCGACAUAAACGGACGUUGACCAUUGAGCAUCGAGCGAAUCAGGUUAACGAGUCAUUGUCUUUAACGUACCUGGAGUUUACAGACUGGAACACGGAAGAGAGAAUACCAAAUUCUCCUGCUAAUUUCCGCCGAUUCAUUGCAGAAGUAGACGUAGAAACUGCCAAUAGCUCUGAUCGUCCAGUUCUGAUACAUUGUCUGGAUGGUGCCAGUAAAUGCGGCCUAUUCUGUGUGGUUGCCAAUCUACUUCAGAAGAUGGAGGUGGAACAUGAAGUCAGCGUAGCGAACGCUGUGCGGAAGGUUAAGACAAGAAGAAAGGGCGCGAUCCCUAACUUAGAGCAGUUUCAGUUCUGCCAUGACUGUGUCCUUGACUAUACUCAGAGCUUCAACAUCUACUCAAAUAUCGCCGCUGAGCUCUCCGAUUGCUGAGAUCAUGUUGUAUGAAACGACCUGGUCCUUGACUUCAUUCAUUCAACAUUUACUCAAACUUCCCCACUGAGCUCUCCGAUUUCUCUGACUUCAGGAAGUCUGCCAUGACUGUUCCCUGGACUAGAUUACACUCAAAAAUUCUCAAACUACUCCGAAGGCGGAGUUCAAGUUGUCUGUCAUGACUGUGUCCUUUGCUAUAUUCACAGUUGCUUUGACAACUACUCCAAUUUCGCUGCUGCCCUUUCCGAUUGCUGACAAGAUUACAUAAAAAUAACAUCAAAAUCCUCUCAAACUUCGCUGGUUUACCUCCACGUACUUACUUUACAAUCCUGCCCUCAUGAAAGUGCUACUGAUAGACUACAUAGUGCUUUUCUAAUUAAUGCCGUAACUGAACUCUCCAAUUGAUGACUUGAUUUAAACAGUGAUUUAUCUAUGAUUUGGAACGCCUGUUUUUUAUGAAUUAAUUCAAACAAGAAAUAUCUUUAAAAAAGAUAUACGGCGUAAAUAGUUUAAUGAAUGAGAUCAAGUAUAGCGAAUGUCUUUUUCUGUGCAGUUCUUAGCUGCAUCACACGCAGUACGGGAUGUUACGGGGAGUUUUCGCGGCUUAUUUUACAUUAUAACAUAUUGCUGGUCAUAAACCUAUAGAUACAAAACAGAAAACCAAAAGAAGAAUGGAAGUGAAAUUUAAACAU